CGUGUCAGCCACUGCGAUUCGCUGAAAAGUUUGACUCGACACAAGGAGCCUGCACGGAGCUGCAAGGCCGAAAAGAAGCGGAUAAGUUUUAUUAGUCUGUUUUUCCCUCGGAGCGAACAUGGAAUCCGUAGCUCAGAAAGUGCUCUCAUCGGGAUUCACUCUCGACUUUGGACCCCUGAAGGAGCCUCUAGCGUUCAUCCGUGUGCUAGAAUGGGUUUUUUCCAUAUUCGCCUUCGCUACGACUGGAGGUUACAGCGGAUCCACCAGCUUCAACAUCCAGUGCAAAGGAGGCAAAACUGAGGAAGUAACUGCGUUAUUCAACUACCCGUUCAGGUUGAUGGACCAUCUCUAUAAGGUUCCUGACUGUGAACCCAACGGAACGACCCACAACUACUUCCUGACCGGAGAUCACUCGUCCUCUGCACAAUUCUACGUCUGUAUCGGGGUUUUGGCUUUUCUCUACAGCACCGCCUCGUUAAUCCUGUAUCUGGGCUAUCAGCACUUGUACAGAGAAUCCACUCGGGGUCCCAUCAUGGAUCUGCUGGUGACUGCAUCCUUGGCUUUCCUGUGGCUCGUAUCAUCCUCCGCCUGGGCUAGAGGCUUGACUGAUGUCAAAUCAGCCACUAGUUUUGAAACUAUUUCCCGUGUUCUUGAAGUUUGCAAGCAAAACAACACUUGCACCCCAGGAGCUUUGCCCUCUAUGGGCAAAUUAAAUUCUUCUGUGAUAUUUGGAUUCCUUAACCUCAUCCUGUGGGGAGGAAAUUGUUGGUUUAUAUACAAAGAAACCCCUUUCCACAAGACAAACCAGCCUGCCAACGUUGAAGCUGGAGCGACGCCAUCGUAACUGCAUGGCUCCCUCAUUUGAAAAACAGUCUAUGUGCAGCUGACUGCACUUUUUGCAGAAAAGAUUCUAAUUUUAUGUUGGUUUUUUUGCUUAAUCAGACAUUUAUUUUUUAAUUUUUGUCAUUUCAUCUCAAGAGGUACUAAAAUUUAUUGUUUAGCCAAGUGUUAAUACAGACUGACCCAUGUAAUACUAAAACAUACAGACUUUUGAGUUUUGAGUUUGUAGAUGACACAGGUACAAAUGCAAAACCUGCUUUAACAGCUGCACACCUUUUUCACAGGAUACUGUACAGUAUCUUUGUUCCAUGCAAAUUUUCUGCAAUUAAAUAUUGUACAAAACUCAGGGCUGAUAAGAAUAUUAAUCAGACUUCCAGUUUCAGUUCAAGUACUUGAAUGUGUUUAGUUAAAAUGAAGCCCACGUUUAAAUUAUAUAAAUGCCACUGUGAGAUUAUUAUGUAAAGGUCAAAUAGUUUUUUUUUUCUUCUUUUCGCAGUCAUAAUAAUUGCUGUUACAGUGAUGGUAAUAUUUCUAGUUUAGACUAACAUCUGAAUAUUGUGCUGAAUGCAGUGUUUCCGUUGAAUCCGUUAAGAACAUUUUACUGUUACAAUUUCAAAUAAAAAAAAAAUUCUCGUUACAUUAGAUAUACUUUCGCCUUGUCUUUUUGGAAAAUGUCCAAGCAAGUGUAUUUACAGUGUUUGUGUUUGGUUGUACUAUUGUUUAAUGCAAUUAAUUGCUUCAACAGUUGAGAUGUGUUUAAGUUAUUCUUACUUCACUUCAUGUCUCUCGGUCUGUAUCUGUCUUGCCUCUCUACCUGCUCUUUGCAAUAAGAAAGAUUAAUUUGCCAAGAAAAUGGUUGUCCGUUUUGAAAAUUUCUAAAAAACAAUAUCCGCGUUUCA
Xiphophorus hellerii (green swordtail) is the source of this 1739-nucleotide messenger RNA. It is a transcript of the gene sypl2b, whose product is annotated as synaptophysin-like 2b. Bases 119 to 844 code for a protein of 241 amino acids. The transcript has 6 exons. NCBI's taxonomy places the organism in Eukaryota, Metazoa, Chordata, Actinopteri, Cyprinodontiformes, Poeciliidae. Gene Ontology annotation, cellular component: synaptic vesicle; synaptic vesicle membrane. The record is from RefSeq and is a predicted model, not a curated record.